Messenger RNA from Alligator mississippiensis (American alligator), 3482 nucleotides. RefSeq names its product component of oligomeric golgi complex 5 (gene COG5). Gene Ontology annotation, biological process: intra-Golgi vesicle-mediated transport. The record is from RefSeq and is a predicted model, not a curated record. Gene Ontology annotation, cellular component: COG complex. The transcript is spliced from 23 exons. The coding region runs from base 49 to 2604 and encodes 851 amino acids. Lineage: Eukaryota; Metazoa; Chordata; Crocodylia; Alligatoridae.
GGUCGCAGCGUAGUGACGCAGCCCUUCCCUCCACCCGCACCUGCCAGCAUGGAAGCAGGGGGUGGAAGCGCGGUCCCGGGACCGGCGCUCGGGGAGCUGCUGGCGGACGAAUGUUAUGCUGAUUUUUUAAAAGAAGACUUUGAUGUAAAGGCUUACACUUCCCAGUCUAUUCAUCAAGCCAUAAUAGCUGAGCAGUUAGCAAAACUUGCUCAAGGAAUCAGUCAGCUGGAUAAAGAGCUCCACUUGCAAGUAGUUGCAAGGCAUGAAGACCUGUUGGCACAAGCAACUGGGAUUGAAUCUUUGGAAGGUGUCCUUCAGAUGAUGCAGACUAGAAUUGGUGCUCUACAAAGUACUGUUGAUAGAAUCAGAGCCAAAAUUGUUGAUCCAUACAACAAAAUAGUAUCUCGCACAGCUCAGCUAGCAAAACUUCAGGCUGCUUGUGACUUGCUGCGGAGAAUAAUACGCAUCUUGUAUCUCAGUAAGAGACUUCAAGGACAGCUGCAAGGAGGAAGCAGAGAGAUAACGAAAGCUGCACAGAGUCUCAAUGAACUUGAUUACCUUACCCAAGGAAUAGAUCUAUCUGGAAUAGAAGUCAUUGAAAAUGACCUGCUUUUUAUUGCCAGAGCUCGACUAGAGGUUGAAAAUCAGGCUAAACGUUUGCUUGAGCAAGGCGUAGAGACUCAGAAUCCAACUCAAGUGGGAACAGCUCUACAGGUUUUUCAUAAUCUUGGAACUUUGAAGGAUACUAUUGCUAAUGUAGUGGAUGGGUACUGCGCAUCCGUGGAGGAGAACAUCAGAAAUGCUUUGGAUAUCAAAGUUUUGACUCAGCCUUCCCAGGCAGUUACAAGAGGGGGGCCUGGCCGAGCAGCUAUGCCAACACCAGGAAACACUGCAGCCUUCCGAGCAGCUCUCUGGACAAACAUGGAAAAACUCAUGGAUCAGAUCUGUGCAGCUUGUGGCCAGGUGCAGCACUUGCAGAAAGUAUUGACAAAGAAGAGAGACCCUGUUUCACAUGUCUGUUUCAUUGAGGAAAUAGUUAAGAUCCUCCACUUCCCCACAGACUUCAGUGAAUGGCUUUGCAAAGUGAAAAGCUAUUUAAAAAGCAUGGCAGAACGUUUUGGCCUGGAUCCUAUUGCACAUGAAGGCCAGUCAGAUAUUUUUUACAAAUUUUGGACUGCAGUAACUCAGACUCUUUCAUCUCAGUUUCAGACAGCAACAGACUCUUCUAUGUUUUUGAAGCAAGCUUUUGAAGGAGAAUACCCUAAAUUACUGAGACUUUAUAAUGACUUGUGGAAGCGGCUGCAACAAUACAGUCAAAAUAUUCAAAGAAAUUUUAAUGCAAGUGGAAGUACAGAUCUUUUAGCUGAACUGCAGCAGAUGGAAGAAGAUACUCAAGACAUAUUCAUGCAAAAGAAACAGGAUUAUGAUCCAGAAAAGGCCUUGAAAGAUUCACUGCAAUCAUAUGAAGCUGCUUAUUUAUCAAAGUCUUUAUCACGACUCUUUGACCCUAUCAACCUUGUCUUUCCUCCUGGGGGUCGUAAUCCUCCUUCUUCAGAUGAGCUUGACAGCAUUGUUAAAACUAUAGCAAGUGAGCUGAAUGUUGCUGCUGUUGAUCCAAAUCUCACAUUAGCAGUAUCAAAAAAUGUGGCAAAAACCAUACAGCUCUUUGGAGUGAAGUCUGAGCAGCUUCUAUCCACUCAAGGAGAUGCCAGCCAGGUGAUUGGCCAGCUUACUGAAGGGCAGAGAAGGAAUGUGGCUGUAGUGAACUCGCUAUACAGACUGCACCAGUCAAUGCUGAAGGUGGUUUCCAACCAGAGUUCAUUUCCAGCAGUUGCUGAGCAAACUAUUGCUGCAGCCUUAAAGGCAGUCCAUGAUCUGAUGGGUAGUGCUGUGCAACCCUUAUUGAAUUCAGUCGGAGACUCAGUAGAAGCUAUUAUCAUCACUAUGCAUCAGGAAGAUUUUUCUGGAUCAUUAUCCAGCUCAGGAAAACCAGAUGUCCCUUGUUCUCUGUACAUGAAAGAAUUACAGGGCUUCAUUGCAAGAAUCAUGAGUGACUACUUCAGACACUUUGAGUGUUUCGACUUUGUUUUUGAUAACACCGAAGCCAUUGCUCAGAGAGCAAUUGAACUUUUUAUUCGUAAUGCCAGCCUAAUAAGACCCCUUGGUGAAGGUGGGAAGAUGCGACUCGCUGCUGAUUUUGCACAGAUGGAGUUAGCAGUUGCUCCGCUCUGCAGGCGAGUAUCCGACUUGGGGAAGUCUUACAGACUGCUGAGGUCAUUCAGACCACUGCUUUUCCAGACUAGUGAACAUAUUGCCAGUAGCCCAGCUGUGGGAGAUAUAAUUCCAUUCAACCUGAUUCUUCAAUUCUUAUUUACAAGGGCACCACCUGAGUUGAAAUCACCAUUCCAGAGAGCAGAAUGGUCUGUUGCCCGUUAUUCCCAGUGGCUGGAUGAUCAUCCAUCUGAAAAGGACAGGCUCGUUCUCAUAAGAGGUGCACUGGAAGCUUAUGUUCAGUCAGUGAGAACAAGGGAAGGGAAGGAGUUUGCACCAGUCUAUCCCAUCAUGGUUCAACUACUGCAGAAAGCAAUGUCCACACUUCAGUAAAAAUGUCCAGAAGACUCGUUAAUACAGAAAUUGAAGAGUGAUGGAGUUGGGUUGCUGGCAUUGAUUCACGUGUUUAUGGGAUUAACCAAAGCUUUUUUUAAUACUACUGUCACUAUUUAGGUGCUGUUAAUGAGAUACAAACCUAGUCUAACAAAGUGUACAAAAUCCUCUUUCUGAGCUCUAGUGAACUGAAUUUUGGGAACAGGUUUAUAUCAAAACAAAGGUUUCGUUGGAAUAAAUAUAAUUUCCUGACAUGGUCACUAAGAAGAGGUCAGUCUUGUUUGAGAAUCAUUUUCUAAUGCCCUUUCUGGUAAGACGCAAAAAUUGGGACCUGCUCAUAAUGUUCUAGGGCAGCAGGGGCUAACUUUCUGGCAGGUUUGCCACAAACUCUCUCUCUACUUCCCCACAUGCCACUCAGCUCUGCUGCUUUGCUUUCUGCUCCCAGCCCUGUGCUCCUUGCCUGAGCUGCAGCUUUCUGUUCCACCUGCUGCUGGGCUCCCCGUCCGCUCCCCAGUUGGCUGCCUGCUACUUAUGGCACCCGUGCCACAGGCUGCCCACCCUGUUCUAUAACAGUCUACAAAAAAUUGAUUUCCUGUAAAUGGAGCAGAGAGGGGCUUAGUUUUUAGCAUUGUGCAGACAAAGAUAGCACUUUUCUAAGGCUAGGAGAAGGGUGAAGCCUCAUUAGGAUGUAGUUUAUAGCUAAACAUUUCAUCUGAAAAGCACUAAGUUUACUACAAGGGAAGCAUUUUAAUUUCUAAACUAACGUAGAGCUGAUUCUCUGUAGCAUUGCUGAAGCUUUGAAGUAAUUUAUCCUGAUGUUACUUUUUUCUUUUUGCUACCAGUGUAAUAAAGAGCACCCACAAUCUUUUGAUCUAGAA